This is a messenger RNA of Dentiscutata erythropus, 1836 nucleotides long. The record is from the annotation of a GenBank genome assembly. NCBI's taxonomy places the organism in Eukaryota, Fungi, Glomeromycota, Glomeromycetes, Diversisporales, Gigasporaceae.
AUGAAUAUUACUGAAGAAAAGUGGUCUAUUCAACAGCAAUCUCAGGUUCCACCCUCUCCUCACCAUCCACCUCCCGUAAUGUCGCCACAAAUGAACAGUAUGCCUACUGAUAACUUUAUGCAACCUUUUUCAUAUGACGGACAAACUGCACAUCAACAAAUCUUUGUAUCAAUGCCUCCACAAACAAAUCCAGCAGCUCGACAAGCAAAUUCUCCAAAUAAUAAUACAUCUAACCCUACUUCAGAUCGUAAAGUCUUGGAUAGUCGACCCGCUUUCACAACAACGUUUCACGCCACGCCUUUCCAAACUGGUGCAGCUAGGAAACGUAGGACUGAUGUGUUAGGUUUCGCACAAGAUGCUGGUCCAUUUUUUUCACCAACUCAACAACAUUAUAACAUUUAUAGCAUGGACAGGUCUUUAAACUACAAACUUCGUAUAAACUCAAAAGUAGAUCGUGGUUUCUUUUUGGCUGAUAACGACUGGACAUGUUACCGACGGAACUACUUUCAAAUAAGCAGUGCAUUCUCCAUUACAGGUGCAGCUCAUAAUAUUAAUGAAGCUGAUAUACCGUGCCUAAUUGAAGUUGAUGGACAAUUUCAUGCUGUCACUCAAUUCUUACUGGGUAUCACUGCUAGAGUUUCUAAUAGUGACAAAAAAAUCGAACUUGUACAACAUACUCCAAAACGUGAUAAAGGACCACAAAUGGUUCCUGUUCCAAAACCAAUUCGUGCUGGUGGAAAUUUAAGUCUAAGCUCUGUUGGAUCUAAUUCAAACAUCGUGACUUUUGAACGUAUUCAAUUCAAGACUGCAACCGCAAAUAAUGGUAAACGUCGUGCUGCACAACAAUAUUACGUUGUAAUGGUCGAUCUUUAUGCUCAAAUUGAUAAUGGUGAAUACAGAGUUGCAACAUCAACUUCUGCACCUUUGGUCGUACGUGGUCGUAGUCCUGGUCAUUAUGCUGAUAAUCAUGAUCGUUAUAAUCCAAUGGGAAUGAAUCCAACUUUCCCUAAUGAUCGUCAUAUGGGAUUCCCUCAUCCUCAAGGUCCAAAUGGUGCCCCUAUGAUGCCACCAGAUUUCAAUGGAGCUCCUUUUCCCGGACCAUACAGCCAAUACCAGCCCUUUUCAGGUUACCCCCCAGUGAAUGGGGGGCCAAUAAGAAAUGAUGCUUUAUUGAUGAUGGGAUCAAAUGGUCAAGCUCCUCAGUUUCAUCCUCAACAUCCUCAUCAACAAUAUAUGGUACAAGGUGUUGCUGAAAAUGAUAACUCUAAUCAAGAAAUGUAUAGUAAUGCAAAUAUGGACCCAACUAUUGUUAAUAGUUCUCAUGAUCCAAAAUUACAUGAAAUGCAUAUGGAAGGAGUUACUGCAACAUCUGGACCACACUCUGCAUUUUCUAAUUUCGAAUCUCGUCAGAUUCCGACGACAGUAGCUGGUUCAAAUUCUUCACAAGGUAGCAAACCAUUUAUGAAGAUCGAGAUCCCUCAGUCUUCUGAAAUUCCAGAUCAUCCACUAACUUCGCCCGCUUAUCAUUCACAAGAGUAUGUUGAGGGAUUCCAAAUGUAUCAUAACAAUGGUCAUCCCGCAAACAAUGCUUCAGCUCAUCACGGCGGUUACCAUUCAGAUAGUGAACAACAUAAUAUGAACGGACGACCAACAAGACCAGAUGGUUCCUUGGAUCACAAUCACUCACCACAAAUGAAGAGCGAUAAAUCCGAGCACAAUUCAAAACAAUUAUCAGCGAAUAAAACUAUCACAACUCCGACAACCGAAUUAGGAAAAAAUCUUAGCCAAUUAAACAUGAAUUAUCGAAUUAGUAAAAUUGAAGAUGAUAAACUGUAA